CCCGUCCCGCGCGGGGAGCAGAGCUUGACCCGCCCCUGAGGCCGCCAGCGGCCCCCGCUCUACUCGCGCUGCCUCCAGUUUCCUCUCGCCGGCUCCGUCGGGCCCUCUCCCUGUGUCCCUGGCCAGCCCGCUCCACUCGCUCCAGUGCUAGGAGGGGGCCGCGCCCCACAAACCGACCUGCGGACCGACCGACUGAUCCCGCGCCCCGGAGAGGAGCAGCCCAUCACCAUGGACCCCCCAUCUCUGGACACAGCCAUCCAGCAUGCCCUGGCAGGCCUCUAUCCCCCUUUUGAGGCCACGGCACCCACCAUCCUGGGGCAGGUGUUCCGUCUGCUGGAUUCUGACUUCCAAGGGGAUGGGCUGAGCUUCCUUCUGGAUUUCCUUAUUCCUGCCAAGCGCCUGUGUGAGCAAGUACGAGAAGCAGCCUGUGCCCCGUACUCGCAUUGCCUCUUCCUGCAUGAGGGCUGGCCUCUGUGCCUGGGGGGUGAGGUCGUGGUACACCUGGCCCCCCUCAACCCUCUCUUGCUACGCCAAGGGGACUUCUACCUCCAAGUCGAGCCCCAGGAGGAACAGUCCGUCUGCAUCAUGAUCAAAUGCCUCUCCUUGGACCUCCGCACGGUGGACACAAAGCCUGUUCCCGUGUCGUCCUACCCUAUACUUUUCACCCAGACGGGGCUGGAGGCCAUCAACAGUGACUUUGAGGGAAGCCCCCUUCACAACUGCCUGGUUGCUUCAGAAGAUGGAAUUGUCUCUGUGCCCUGGACCAAGAUAACCAGCCCAGAGUUUGUGGAUGACAGAUCCCAAGCAGUGAAUGUCCUUUCCCUGGCCUGGGGGUCCCUUCAGUUAGAGGCCCUCGAUUUGAGCUGCCCUCCGGAGCUGCCCCAGCCCAAGUCCCCAGGCUCCCAGGAGCUGCAUGCCCAGAGCUUGGUCAAGGGCAAGGGUAGGACUUAUGGAAACAAGUACCCAGGACUCAUCAAAGUGGAGCCAGCCAGGCCUGGGGAGGUGGCCUUCAGGAUGGACCAUGUGGCCAGCCAGGACUUGGAGGGAGACUAUGUGGUCCUUCUGGAGAGCAGAGGAGGGUCUCCUAGUAGGGAAGUGGAGACAUCCCAUGGGUGUCCUUUGGGGGCAUUGGAGGAAUUAUCCAGAACUAAAGAAAUCCCUUUCUCUCAAAGAACACCACCUCUCUCAGGCACCAGUGGGGGACCGUCCUUGAAAAAAUGGGCUUGUGAGAAGGCAGCAAGCUCAGAAGAGGAGCCCUGCAUUUUCGACUUGAGGAGAAAGGUCAACCAUAAGGUUGACUCACACACCCACGACUCAGAACAGCAACCCCGGGAGCCCUGCCUCAACGUCCUUGAGAAGCCAUUUCCCUGUGCCUCUGGCCUCGAGGCAGGUGGUUCAGAAGACCCGGCUUCCUCCAAGGUGCAGAGACAUCUGGGAAAUCCAGAAAACAUGGUCCAGCCCAGGCCUGACCCAAAACAAGGGUCCUCCCUGCACCUGUGCCCAGCUUCCCCUCCUGCUACUCCAGUCCCUGAAACCAAGAUGGAAGAGAGGGCCAAACUGAGCCAUGGGAGACUUUCCAAACCUGGGCCUGGCCCCAGUCAGAACACCUCCUCCUCCAGGUCCCCCACUCCUGGGCUCAGAUUCUCCUUCUUGAAAGGGCAAAGGCAAGCCCCGGGGCCCCCAGAGAAAGCCUCACUCCAGCACGACGGGCCCUGGAAAGUUUUGUGUUCGCUCUACUCUCCCAAACCCAACCGGGCCAAGGGCUUGGGGAAAGCUGGGACAACUAAGACCAAAGCAUCUGGCCCAGCGGCUGACUCAGGCCCACUGACCAGGGAAAAGGCUGGCUUUCCAGAAGGCCCUCCUGGAAGAGUCCCCGCUGUGGAUGAGGAGACCCCAGGGCCUGAGCCCAGGAUGGGGGCUCUGAGUGUGGAGAUGUUCCAGUCAAGAAUAGCAUGUCUGCCAGGUGGUCGGGACAGGGCAGGGAGGCCCCUGCUUCUGGUGUCAACCACUGAGGGGGCCUGGGAGGCACCGUGGUGCACAACCUCAGAAGUCACCAAGCUGCUUUCCUACCUGUGCACUGUCCCCAGGCCUGAAGAUAAAACCAAGGGGCUGGCUGUUGUGAUUGAUGCCAGGAAACAGCCCCCGUAUCCUGGUCUGGUCAGUGCCCUGCAGGCCACCCAGGCUCUGGCCCCAGCCUCCAUGGGUGCUGUGCUCUACCUGGGGGACGAGGAGGCUGCUCUCCAGCCGGGGAUGCUGCCUGACAUCCAGGUAGAGGUGGUGACCUCACUGAAGGCUCUCAGCCACCACGUGGACCCCAGCCAGCUGCCCCCAGCCCUGGAGGGCUCCCUCCCCUACUGCCACAGCGAGUGGGUGCAAUUCUUCCAGAAGUUGGACCCUUUCCUUGCUGACCUCCGCCGGGCCGCCUCCUUGCUAAAGGCUUCCAUCAACCAGAUUGAGAAGAGCGAGCCUCCUGGAGGGGUGCAGGAGGCCUCCAGGUGUCUGAGCAAGUCCAAGGAGCUGAUGGAGGCCGUGCUGAGGGACCCAGGCCUGCUGGGCCUCCAGCGGGAAGGGGGAGCCACUCUGGCCAAGCUGCAGCAGGAAGCUGGUAGGCUGGAUUCCAACCCCGAUGUCAGGAGCCAUCUGGCUGAAGCUGUCGCCUUGUACGGCCUCGUGGAUGAGCGGCUGCAUGUCCUCGUCAGUGCAUCUAACCAUCUCCUGGGGAGGCUGGAGCUCCGGAUCCGCCUGGGCCGUCUGGAAGCUGCCAUCCUCCAGGUCAGCAACUGGAUGGAGCAGGAGGGGAGCCGGUGCCUGCAAGCGCUGACCCCCAAAGACAGAAGCUUGGAGACUGUGGAGAAGGUGCACGUGGAGUUUGAGGACUUCUUUCUCCAGGCUGCCGCCCAGUACCGCCGUGGCCUGGAGCUGUCCAAGCAGGCGGCUGAGCUGGGAGCCGUGGCCAGAGGAAGCAGCGCAGCGGGAGGAGCAGAGUUCCCGGAGCUGGCAGCCUUCGCUUCCACCCAGCGGGCCUUCCAGGCGAAGCUGACCCACUUCUACAUGGCGGCUGAGCGGCAGCGCACGGACCUGGAGACGCUGCUCCACCUGCACCUCUUCUGCAAGAAGAUGACCUGCUUUCACACAGACUGCCAGGACCUGAUGAGGCAGCUCAGGCUGGGCAAGGCCCAGAGGGCCAGCCCUGGAGAUCGGCGCCGCCUCGAUCGCUACCGGCAGCGCCUGGCCUCGGAGUUCCCCGCAGAGAAGCUCACGGCCAUGGGGCUGCAGGUAGCUUCCCUGAGCCAGGAGGACCUGGGCCAGGACCUGUGGGAGGAGGCCCGGGUGAGGCACGAGGAGAUCCAGACACUUCUGAAGAAGGCCCUGGCCCACUGCCCAUGCCCAGAGGGGCCCAAGGCCCGCUCAGCACCCCCAGAACUCAGAAGGGCUGCUGCCGAAGGCCAGGCUCCGAAUGGAGACGUCGCUUCCAGAGGAAGGUGGGGCCUGCCCACCUCGGACUCACCAGGCCUGGACCGUUUACCACAUCCCUGCUGGCCUCGGGCCCCCAGAGAGGGACAGAACAGAAAUGUGCAGGCGGGCUUUCUGCCCCAGGAAGCUGGUCGGGCCAUAGAGGUUGAAGAAGGCAAAGGCCCCCAGGAGCCCUUUCGGUUUCCAGCCCCUGAGCCCUUCUUUGACCCCCUCUUCUCCCGGCAGCGACUCCUCAGGCAGAGUGAGACCCCCCACCCUACUGGGGGCAGCUUCUCCUCGGAGGGGACAGACUCACAGACGUCUCUGGAGGACUCACCCCAGACGAGUCCCCCUGCCUCCCUCUAGCUAGGACCUCCACCAAUGGCACCGGGCCCCGAGGGUGGCUGGGGAGGGGCCCAGCGAUCGGAGGGAGCUGUGGAGCCCUGGCUGGGGCUCGUGAGCACUCACUGUGUGUUUGGCCCACGCUGGGAGAGGGCAAGAAGCUGAACCUGUUCCCUGCCCCAGAAACUUCUAGGAAGACGUGACUCACCAUCAGAAUAGUGAGAAUGGAGGGUAAGGCAGGACACGGUGGAGCCCAGGACAGACUCGACAACCCCCGGGGCCUGUGGUGGAGAGAGCUGUUGGCAUAGACCCUUCCAGAGGUCUUAGUCUUGGGCGAGCCAGACACCCACCGGGAGUGCAGGGGUGCUAUAAGCUUCCCCUGGGGGCCCACGGGACACAGUUGCCAGAAGUGGGGGGAUUCGGGCGUGGCUUCUGAUCCGGGACGGGGAUCCCGGUGCCUGUUUAUUUGGCUGUGAUUUCAGGAACCAGUGGUGGAGGAGAAGGGAGGUGAGUGUGGGAGGGGAAUAAAGGGUGUGUUGUCGAGUGAAUCAGUGGGGCUGACUGUUUAUUCUCUGGGCCGGCUUGGGGCAAAGUGAAUCCCAGAAGAAAGGAUUCUUCUGGGAUUCACUUUGAGAAAGCGAGGAAAGCUCUCUCUCGCUCGCUCUCGCUCUCUCUCUUGCUCACUCUCGCUCUCCCUCUCGCUCCCAAGGGCUCCUCCACCGACAAGGCUGUCCUCUCACCCUCCAGGAACCCCAUGGGGUCUUGUCCUCUCCCUGGGUGCUCCAGAGAAAACCCUCUCCCCCUCUGAUGUUCUGUCUUCUCCUCUCCCCCCCACCCACUCAGACUCUAUGAAUUCCACUUCCCCCAUCCCAGAUCCUCCCCCGCCCCGCCCCGCUUUAGGCACCGCUUCUGGUGCCCAGUGUCUUAGCGUCGUGCUGGUGGUUGGGGUGGGUGAGAGUGGGGAGACCACAUCUCCAUCCAGCAGGGGGACAGGCCCCUCUGAUCUCAUGGUGAAGCGGGAGAGUGAAGUUCUUGUCCCACGGAGUUGAAGAUUGAAUCUCGGGGACAAAGGAGAAUGAGUAAUGUGGUGGAAUUUUACUAAACAACACAGACAAAAGAAUCUCGGGAGUGAGAGGUGUCCUGACAGGGACACUCUUUUAUUUGGGACUGCUCAGGGGGCCUGUGGCCUUAUCAUUCUUGUGCUGUCUUGGUUUGAGUAAGGACUGGUGAUAACAUCUUGAAUAGCUUACUUCUUCUUUGGGGUCAAGUUAUUCUUUGCUGGUCACAAUGUGACUGUCAUAAAAAGAUUCCCCACCUCUGACGCCCAGGGCAGGGUAGUCUGCUUUGUUCCCUUAUUUCUGGUUUUGUUAGGCCUCAGCAUUUCUGGGAUUUCUGUGAGCCUAAUCAUGUAGCUCCUUACCUAUUUCUCUCUACCUACCCCUGCCUGUCCCUUCUCGAGUAUCUAAAGAUUCUAUUUAUUUAUUUGAUACACAGAGAGAGAGAGAGGUCACAAGUAG
This is a messenger RNA of Lutra lutra (Eurasian river otter), 5312 nucleotides long. RefSeq names its product KIAA1755 ortholog. The record is from RefSeq and is a predicted model, not a curated record. The coding region runs from base 229 to 3819 and encodes 1196 amino acids. Lineage: Eukaryota; Metazoa; Chordata; Mammalia; Carnivora; Mustelidae. The transcript has 14 exons.